UGCGGAAACCCUCAUUCGUGUGGAAAACUUCAUAGUGUAAUGUUGUCUGCGAGUUGAGUUCCCAAAUAAUUUUAAUGUUAAUUUGUUAAUCUUUUUAUUCAUUAUAUAGUAAAUUAUUAAAAACAAAAAUAACAACAACAAACAAGUGUAUCUCUUUCAAUCAAUUAUUAAAAACAAAAUACCUAAAACCAAUCUUCCUUCAAAUUAAAAUUAAAAUAAAAAAAAUAAAAGAUACAUACCUACUACCUAACGAUUAUAUCUCUAAACACUCAUAUCCAAAGUGCAAAGAAGAAUAAUAAAUUAAUCGCUUUUUUGUGAGCAACAUUAAUAAAUUGAUUCUUGGAGAAAACGCCGAAAAAAAUCUUGUUAAAAAAGUUAAUUAAUUGCAUUGUGCAACUUUGAUAUAAUUUUUUUCUCAAAACUAAAAGAAGGAAAAAUAGAAGAAAAAUUGUGUAUCUCUAGCUUGUAUGUUCGCUUGGGAGAAUUUAAAAGAAAAGGAAAAAUCAAUAAAUUGAUCGGCAGCCAUCAUUUGUUUCGUCUCUUUCUGUCUUUCCCUGUUUUAAGUUGUUCGUCAGUUCGCUGUCUCGCGUUUGCGUUGUUUGUGUAUAGUUUUUCCACCACUACAACUACACAUAUAAAUUUAAAAAAAAAUCAAAAACCUACUACAAACAAAUUCUUAUAUAUGUACAUAUAUAUGAGUAAGUAAGUGUUUGUGUGAAAAAAGGAAAGGAAAGAAGCAAAAAGAGAAAAACCCAUCUAACAUCUACCACACACCACCAGCACCACCCUAGUAAUUUUUCUAAUUUGACAAAAGUAUCUACACCAACCGCUUUCAUGAUGACAAACGCUCCUGGUGUCGAAGCGCAAGCAAUAAUUCAAGGAGCGAACCAACAAGCGGCUACCCAAGCCCAGCAGCAGAUUCAGCUCCAGCAAAUGCAACAACAACAGCAGCAGCAAGUCCAGCAGGUCAUAAUGCAAGUCCAACAACAACAGAACCAGCAGGCAGUUGCCGCUGCCGCCGCUGCCGUCACGCAACAACUCCAACAACCCAAAUCGCCCCUUAGUCAAAAUGGUAAAAUGGAAUCGAGUGAGACGAGGACAAAUCUGAUAGUAAACUAUCUGCCGCAAACCAUGACCGAGGAUGAGAUUCGCGCAUUAUUUUCAAGUAUUGGCGAAAUUGAGAGCGUUAAAUUGAUUCGCGAUAAGUCGCAGGCAUUUAUCGAUCCACUUAAUCCACAAAACUCCCCCAAAGGACAAAGUUUGGGCUAUGGUUUUGUGAAUUACUUGCGUGCGCAGGAUGCCGAACAGGCUGUGAAUGUCCUCAAUGGACUGAGAUUGCAAAAUAAGACGAUAAAAGUAUCUUUUGCUCGUCCCAGUUCAGAUGCUAUUAAGGGAGCAAAUCUCUAUGUAUCUGGUCUGCCCAAAUCAAUGACCCAGCCUGAGUUGGAAGGCGUCUUCUCACCCUUCGGAACAAUAAUUACAUCGCGAAUUUUACAAAAUGCCGGCAGCGAUAAUCAGACAAAGGGAGUUGGUUUCAUCCGUUUUGAUAAACGUGAAGAAGCAACCCGCGCUAUUAUCGCCCUCAAUGGAACCACACCAAAAAAUUGCACAGAUCCAAUUGUUGUGAAAUUCUCCAAUACUCCCGGCAGUACAAGCAAAAUCAUCCAGCCACAAAUCCCGGCCUUUUUGAAUCCCCAAUUGGUGCGCCGAAUUGGAGGUGCUAUGCACACUCCCGUCAAUAAGGGAUUGGCCCGCUUCUCACCCAUGGCCGGUGAUAUGCUUGAUGUUAUGAUUCCAAAUGGUUUAGGUGCAGCUGCUGCUGCCGCUGCUACAACACUAGCAACUGGACCCGGUGGGGCGUAUCCAAUUUUCAUCUAUAAUCUGGCACCCGAGAGUGAGGAAAGUGCCCUGUGGCAAUUGUUUGGACCCUUCGGCGCUGUGCAAAGUGUCAAAAUCGUCAAAGAUCCCACAACAAAUCAAUGCAAAGGAUACGGAUUUGUUUCGAUGACAAAUUACGAUGAGGCAGCUAUGGCAAUCCGAGCACUCAAUGGCUACACCAUGGGCAACCGAGUGCUGCAAGUCAGCUUUAAGACCAACAAGGCAAAUAUGAACGCUGUCUAAGCAACUAGGUAGAAGGGAUGAAACAAAAUAAAUAUCCCACUCCUCCCUCUCUCUCACCCUAUCUCUCUCUCACACACUCACACACAGACACACAGGAUCCACACAGGAAGUAUCUCAUUUGUAGUAUCUUCUCAUAAAUUAAAAAAAAAUUAAAAAAUAUAUAAAAUUUAUAUAUAAUAUAUAAAAAUAGAGGUAAUAAGAAUAAUAAAUUAUUUUAUUUAGUUAAAGAAUAAUAAUUACACAUUGUGUUUCGGAAGUAAGCAGCUCUAUUUAUCUAUAUAUAGAAAUAUUUUUUUAAAAUUUGGACUAAAUUAUAUUUUUUUAAUUUUUAAAUAGACCAAAUUUAAUAAGAUAAACUGUAACAAUAUACAAACCAACAUUUUUAUCUACAUACGUAGAUACUUAUACUUAUUGGUUUUGUUGAACAAAAACAAAUUUUUAAAAAUCUCGUAAGAACAAAAUUAUAUAUGUAUAGAUAUAUCUUCAAAACUACAGUUUAUGACGUGUUAAUAUUAACACUUAACUCACAACAAAAAUGGGCACUUGUUUCCGUUUUCUUUUAAAUUACCUAUUUUUUUUUUCUUAUUUUAAUAAAAUAAUUAAAAAGAAUUAAACAAAAAAAAAAUUAAUAAUUAAAGUUAAUAAUAUAAUUAUUAAGAAAAACUAAAGAAAUCAACAAAAUAUAGUCGAAAUAUUUUGUUCAAAGACUAGUUAUUGAAAAAAUUAGAUAAGAAAUUUAAUAUAUACAUAAAUAUGAAGAUAUAUAGUAGACAAAGGCUAUAUAUUAUAUAUAACUCUUCCACAUUUACAAUUUUUAAAAAUAUGGUAAAGAAAAAAAAGUUGUUCAACAAUAAGAGUAAAAGAAUAAUAUCGCGAUUUUUACUUGCAAUCAUGUUAUUUGUAUUAAUGUGUAGAUCACUUGGUUGUCUGUUCUUUUUGUUAUUUGAUGAUCGAUUAAGUUAAAUUAAUAUUUUUUUUAUUUUUCGUAGGAAGUAUGUAAGUGAUAGUGGCGGGAAAAA
This is a messenger RNA of Eupeodes corollae, 3140 nucleotides long. RefSeq names its product protein elav (gene elav). The record is from RefSeq and is a predicted model, not a curated record. Bases 835 to 2121 code for a protein of 428 amino acids. Lineage: Eukaryota; Metazoa; Arthropoda; Insecta; Diptera; Syrphidae. Gene Ontology annotation, cellular component: ribonucleoprotein complex. Gene Ontology annotation, molecular function: RNA binding. The transcript is spliced from 2 exons.